Metarhizium brunneum ARSEF 3297 is the source of this 1161-nucleotide messenger RNA. RefSeq lists its product as uncharacterized. Lineage: Eukaryota; Fungi; Ascomycota; Sordariomycetes; Hypocreales; Clavicipitaceae. The record is from RefSeq and is a predicted model, not a curated record.
AUGGUCAGCCUUCGCGUUGAAGAUAGAUACGAGCGUGUCUUGUGCGAGACAUGGCUGCGGACAAUCGACUUCCUCGUCCCUGGCAGGGAUGACAAUACCUGGUGCAAGAUUCAGGAGAACUGGAGUGCAUUUCUCUCAGCAAGCAGCCGCCAGCCCUCCCACCUGCCCCCCGAGUUCCAGGGGCUCAGAAGCAUCUCGGGGAGGGAAGAGACUCUGGAGGAAACCAGAAAACGACUCCACCUAACCCGUCAGGGACGGCAGGCCAUAGACUUUUGUAUCCGAAACCGCAUGGAUAGAUAUGAGGCAAGGACUGAUAAAUGGCUACUCAACACCUUCGACGGCAUAAACACCCGCCUUUAUAUAGCCUUGGUGUCCUUGGCCGCCCCUGAGGACUGCGACAUUCGGCAACAUUAUCACACAAGCUUGACGGGUUUCAUAUCCUUUCUCGUCUACUCUCAUGAAAACGGCAUGCUUCGCGAAAUGGGUCUUAAGCUGGACCAUACCCGGCGCAGCGAUCUUAAACUACUUGUUUCUUCCAUGGGUACGACGGGGUCGUGCAUGGAUAAGCCGUUAGAUACCACUGAUUAUGAUUGUUUGUGGGAUCGCAUUGAAUGGAUCAUGCGUUGGUCAAACAACUUUGACGAGGAUGCAGAUCCACGCCACGAACCGCUGCUUUGGUGGACGGCUGUGUUAGUUCGGGCUGCAAUCGCUGAAAGGUGGGAGCAGGAGGAAUUUAGCAAUAUUGGCGAUGACAGGAAUCCCUUGCCCGAGAAUCUUGGGAUCAGGGAACACAUCGAUGCCAUAAUGCACUGCUACAGAGUCUUCUUACUGAAUGAGUCGUACAAGUAUUGGCGGACGUGUGCGAAAGACGCGUCUGCAGGAGGAGUGGGAGGUCCUUCUUACAACAAAAACAACGACAAGGACAACAGGAUUCUCAAUUGGCUUGAGGGGGUGGAGGGACAGGAGCUUCAUGCCCGCAGCGACAGGAGGUCAUGUUCAAGCGAUUCUUGGCCGGAAUUACUGUCGAAGAUGAUCAUGGACUUAGACGACUGCCUCGGGCCACACCGGGAAACAUCUUUGACGAAGAUACAAGUCCUCCGAGACACAUUGGUGGACUGGGGCGAUAGGAGGCAAAGCGAGACGAGCAGUGAAGAGGAAUAA